Molecule: messenger RNA, 1175 nt
Organism: Orcinus orca (killer whale)
Lineage: Eukaryota; Metazoa; Chordata; Mammalia; Artiodactyla; Delphinidae
Gene: C1H1orf202
Exons: 1
Source: RefSeq, a predicted model, not a curated record
CAGAAAAAUUUAUUGAAAAAAAAAUCAAUCAUAAUCCUACAAGGCUAGAGGCGUUUAGGUGAGGCCGGAUGAAGAAAAUCAGGUUUUUUUGAGAGCUUUCCUGAAACUCUGGUUCCCUGCUGGCCGAAAAAUACAGGACGCCUGAAACCCGUUCACAAAAUACUGGAAGCCUCCAGGGCAACACAAGCGUGGGACUGAAAUCCAAGCCUUGAUGUGGUGAAGGCUGUGCAGCCACCUUCUGGGUCGAUGCCUAAUACAGUAAACGUGGCUGCGGGCCUCAGGAACCUCCUAGGCUCCUUCUGGUCUGUUUGAGGCCGUGUCUGAAGAUAACAGCGAAUUCGGCUGGCUAACUGGUGGACCGAGGAAUCACUUGGGACUCUGGAUCCUGGUGUCUCCUCACUUGCUGGGGCUGGGGGUUUGCGUUCGGUACCCGGAGCGGAGGCCUCUGCCGGGCAUUGUGGGGUCAGCGUUCGGGACUCCCUGGCAACGCCUACUGGGGAAGGCCGCGGGGCGCACUCCGGAAGGCGGCAGAAAGGACUCGAGCGGCCCUUCCGCGUCUUGAGGCCUCCGCAGAGCCGCCCGGCCCUUGGGUUCCCGAGUCUCGGGCCGCGGCCACCCGGCGCGCUAGUACGUAGGAGAGGCCCAGGCCCGGCAUGGCGGACGCGCGGUCCAGCGGCCCCCGGCGCGGCGGCGCACGGCACGGGCUGCUGUAGAGGAUGGCGCGCCUGAAGUGGGGCGGCCCAUCGUUCGCCGAGCCCGAGGCGGAGGGACGGCGCGCGGCCGGCGACUGCGGCUCCUACUUGGGCUGCUGGUGCUGGCGGCGGCUCUUCCCGCGGGGCGCGGCCCGCGGUGCGCGCAGCAGUAAGGCCUGGUACAUGCGGCCCGGGCCGGCGGCCCAGGAGCGCGGCCGCUGGGGCCCCGCGAGCCUGCGGAGGCUGCUGCAGAAGCUGGCGGUAUGGAGGUGGCGCUAUUUGCGGUGCGGGGAGCGGCCCGAGAGUCUGGAGGAGAUCCCGCUGCUGGCGCUGCACGGCACGCAGGUCGGCGACUAGGCCGCGGCCGCCGGAAACCCUGCCCCGUCCUGCCCCGCCCCGCCCCGCGCCCUGCACCCGGAGCUUUGGUUUUGUUUUGUUUAGUAAAGACAAGAAAUGAAAAUAAACCGAAUUCCAUUUGAAUGA